AGGUUGUGUAGCUCCAAGUGCCAGUAGCUACAAGUGAAGCUCACCAGGUUGUCAAUCCCACCUUAUUGAAUACACCUUGAUUACGUAAUGACGGCAGACCGGGAGCAAAGUGAUUUAUGAAAAACAUUUCAGUUAAAUUUGUAUGUUUAAAGAAAAUAAAAAAUUUUCAUAAGCCGACCAAAUUUCAGUAAAAAAUACAAUAUUCAUAUUUUGAUUUUUGUUUGUACGUUUGUGUAAACAAAGAAAUUAUAUUGUUUCCCGUUUGUGUUGUCCAUCCAACCGUCCUGUGAGUGAGUUGAGCCAUGACAGCCAUUUGGGACAAAAUGUGUGAAGUAUUCACGUUGCUGGUUCGGCCGACGCGUCGCAAGACCCGCGUUACCUUCAGUCCAAGCACCCUACAUCGUGAAAUCAUUCGGCACACCAAACUAUCGGCUUCCCCUAAUCCGUUUUUCAACUUUCUAGCCGAAGUGCGUAUGAAAGCCAACGGUGGGGAAUUAAUGCACCCUGGCUGUGGUUCGAUGUCGCCGCGGGAAAGUGCUCGCAUCGCCAAGACAGCAGGCCGUUUGUGGAAUUCUAUGAGUGAUGAACAAAAACAGCCAUAUCGAAGCAUUGCAAUGGAGCAGCGGAAGCUGAAGAGGCUGCGGCGAAGGCGUUCCUACUUAUCUGCACGCAGACGAAGAGAACGCAAAACGCCAGUCGAAUGUAAAUUCCUAUUACCACCGCCGCCCACCCAUCAAGAGCAUCUGUAAAUGUGACUUCUGGGGAUUGCGAUUGUGUUAUUGACGCCUUCAGGACAGGAAUGGUGGAUAUGUGGAUGGUGUGGAUAUCUAAAUUAAGUGCAAAUUUUAUGUUGAUAUUGUCUCCAAUUUCAUAAAGA
Bactrocera dorsalis (oriental fruit fly) is the source of this 877-nucleotide messenger RNA. RefSeq lists its product as uncharacterized. The coding region runs from base 303 to 749 and encodes 148 amino acids. The record is from RefSeq and is a predicted model, not a curated record. The transcript has a single exon. Lineage: Eukaryota; Metazoa; Arthropoda; Insecta; Diptera; Tephritidae.